AUGGCAGAUCUUCUCGUAUGUCUCACAUUUUAUCCAAUUUGGAUUAUUGAGUUAACACAGACUAUACUAAACAUUGAUAGUGAUCAGGAUCUGUUUUGCAAGUUAAGUCGUUCUACCAUCUGGGCAUUGCUGUUUGCUUCAGUGGCUACACUUCUCGCAAUCACUGUUGAUCGGUAUUUAUAUAUUGUAAAACCUCUGAAAUAUCCGCAGAUUGUAACACGUCGACGAGUUACUCUAGCUAUUUCGGGAAUUUGGUCAACUUCCUGUUGUCUUUGCAUUAUUUUACUAGAUCAUUACAAGAAAUUUGGCUCUGGACUAAGAAGUAUUUGCUACGCAGGUGACGAUGACAUUAUUUUUUUGUUAAUGAGCGUUUUUGUAGGUUAUGUUCCACUUACUUUAAUCUUGAUUCUCAAUUUCCAAAUUUUAAACGUUGCACGGAAACAACGGAAAAGAAUCUUGGCUGAAUCAACGGUAACAGUUAACACUUCCGGCGAACAGUCAUCCAAGAGACUGAUUGGUGUCGUCCGUUUUCUCGUCUGUUUGAAAGCAGCGAAGACAUUUGCUAUUGUUGUUGCAGUCUUGACUUUCUGUGUCCUUACUCCAACCGUGGUUGGCCUGGUGAUCGAACGUUCCUGUGAGUCAUGCUAUCAGAUUUGGUACAUUGUUUUUCAAUUCGAAUUUUAUGGAGUGAACUCAAUUGUAAACGCUUUUAUCUAUGGAAUGAGACAUAUCAAAUACAGAAAAGCUUAUGGAAAUAUUCUUUUGAAAAUACUUCGUUGUAAUAAGCUCACAAACUAA
This is a messenger RNA of Paramuricea clavata, 798 nucleotides long. The record is from the annotation of a GenBank genome assembly. Lineage: Eukaryota; Metazoa; Cnidaria; Anthozoa; Malacalcyonacea; Plexauridae.